Messenger RNA from Colletotrichum costaricense, 381 nucleotides. RefSeq lists its product as uncharacterized. The transcript has 3 exons. Lineage: Eukaryota; Fungi; Ascomycota; Sordariomycetes; Glomerellales; Glomerellaceae. The record is from RefSeq and is a predicted model, not a curated record. The coding region runs from base 1 to 381 and encodes 126 amino acids.
AUGACUCCUUUUACGCUGGAGACGCUCUACAAGGCGUCGCCAGCACUACCUGAACACACGCCCGUUCACCGGCCAAUUUGGCACCCUUCAAGCCCCGAAGAAGGAGACUGUCCGCGCACACCACAGGCUCGUCAUUAUGAAGGCGCCCAACUUCACCAGAUUCAAAUCAGAAAUCCCAGGGACCGGGAGACCGAGAAGGGCAAGGACAAAAAUGUCGAGGCUACGGCCACCGCCUUGGCCGCUGCUCUGACCAAUGCCAUCACUGGCGUCGUGACUCAUAGUAUGAUCGAUAUGGAGGCCGCAGAGCAGCAUGGCAGCAUCACCGGACAGGAGAUACUUUUCAGCUACUUCAACCAUGUUGGAUAUAAUAAGAUUGGAUAG